Messenger RNA from Trichophyton benhamiae CBS 112371, 543 nucleotides. RefSeq lists its product as uncharacterized. Gene Ontology annotation, cellular component: MutLalpha complex. Gene Ontology annotation, molecular function: ATP-dependent DNA damage sensor activity; ATP hydrolysis activity. NCBI's taxonomy places the organism in Eukaryota, Fungi, Ascomycota, Eurotiomycetes, Onygenales, Arthrodermataceae. The transcript has a single exon. The coding region runs from base 1 to 543 and encodes 180 amino acids. Gene Ontology annotation, biological process: mismatch repair. The record is from RefSeq and is a predicted model, not a curated record.
AUGGCAACUCCGGACCUCAACUCUUCAACUUCAUCCAUAUCUCCUUCAUGCGAUGACAUCUUGAUCUCGCUCCGAUCGCAGUUGAAUCUGUCGCCUUUCUCGAUUGACUAUGAUAUCCAGUUCAAAGGAAACAUGUCCAUUGUUGCGUUAGAAGACCCUGCUGUCAGGGCUAUCGGCUCAACUUCUGCUCUCCCUGACUCUUCUUCUGUGGUCAAAGAGCUUCUUGAUAACGCUCUGGACGCCGGAGCUACAUCUAUCUUCAUUGAAAUCUCCCUUAAUACUCUUGAUAUUAUCCAAGUGAAGGACAAUGGGUCUGGAAUACUGCCCAGUGAUCGUUCACUUGCGUGCAAGCAGAACUAUACCAGCAAAAUUCAAACAAAGGAAGAUCUCAAGAACGUCGGCGGCAGAUCUCUAGGAUUUCGUGGUCAAGCUCUAGCCAGCAUUGCUGAAAUGAGCGAUGCCAUGUAUAUCACGACUCGCGUUCCGGAGGAGCAAGUUGCAAGGACAGUUAAAUUUGGCCGUGAUGGAGAGCCCAUAAGGUAG